Messenger RNA from Linum tenue, 522 nucleotides. The record is from the annotation of a GenBank genome assembly. NCBI's taxonomy places the organism in Eukaryota, Viridiplantae, Streptophyta, Magnoliopsida, Malpighiales, Linaceae.
AUGGCCGUGGGGUGGAGACCGGCCCCGACAGGGUGGAUCACAGUGAACUCCGACGGGUCGCUUCUGCGCCCGUCAGGGUCUACCGCUGCAGGAGGAGUGCUUAGAGACUGGCAGGGUCGCUUGUUAGGGGCCUAUGCGAUGAACCUGGGGAAAUGUACCAUUACCAGAGCAGAAAUUUGGGGGGCACUCAAGGGCCUCGAGAUUGCGUGGGAUGCAGGAUACCGCAGGGUGGAGUUGCAACUGGACUCACAGACAGCUAUCACGCUUCUUCAGGACACCGGAAGCCAUAGUCACCAGCACGCUAGUCUCACCUUGGCGUUUCAGUCUCUGUUGCGCCGGGAGUGGGAAGUCCGGAUCACACACAUUUAUAGAGAGGCCAACUUCUUGGCCGAUUGCCUCGCUCAUAAGGGACACUCGUUGUCUCCAGGCUAUCAUCCUAUUGCUCUUUCUGACCUUGAUGUAAGCCGUUGGGCCCUUUUUGACUCUGUUGGCGGUUUUACCGUUCGCUCGAUAAUUGAAUAA